UUCCCUGUGGUACUCGUUUUGCCGCCGCUGGUGGUCGGUGCGAGCACUUUUGAGGGCAGCGCUCGCACCGCAGAGACCACCCCGUCUGAGAGAAGCGCAGGGACCCUCGCCACGCCUUUGCUUGCUCCGUGACCCCCGGGCAUGACUUGCUUUUCCUGAGACUCGCUGUCGUACCCUGAGAACGUCCCGAGGCUGCUCCCAGUCCUCGGGCACAUUUUUCUCGGUCGGCCGGAGGCUCCAGCGCGCUGGACGGGGUGGCGGGUGCGGAUCUCAGCUGCGUCCGCUGAAACUCUCCGCCCACAGGUUCCAAUGGCAGAGGAGGCGCAGGCCCCUGUGACCUUUGAGGAUGUGGCUGUGUAUUUCUCCCGAGAGGAGUGGAGGAUCCUUAAUUUGACCCAGAGGAGCCUGUACCGUGAUGUUAUGCUGGAGAACUUUGCACUCAUUGGCUCACUGGGUUUUCUGUGUAGACUGCAGGAUGAGGAAGCCCCUCCCGAGCAGGUGAAGAGCCACAGAGUCCGCCUGUCAGAGAACCCCUUUCUGUGCAGGGUGUCUGGGAAGGACAUCCCUGCCGCCUUAGGCUUCCUCCAGCCCCAGGCCACCCACAGAGAGGGGACACCACGCAGAAGCACCGAGCGCAAGGCCUUCCCACCCAGCUCCACUUGCCAGCAACGGCAGGGAGCCCACGCCACACAGAAGCCCUUCAAGUGCAGCAACUGCGGGCAAGCAUUCCUGAAGGCCUUCGCGCUCCUCGACCAUCUGAUCACUCACGCCAAAGAGAGACCCUUCAGGUGCCCAGCAGGUGGAAAUGCCCCCAUGGAGAGCUCAACCCUGGUUCAUCACCGAAAAACUCACACUGGAGAAACAUCCCAUGUGUGUAGUGAGUGUGGGAAGGCCUUCAGUUACCCAUCUAAACUGAGGAAGCACCAGAAGGUUCAUACUGGCAUAAAACCUUUCAAGUGUGGUGAGUGCGGGAAAACCUUCAACCGCAAAGAUGCACUUGUUCUGCACCAGAGAAUUCACACUGGAGAGAGGCCUUACCAGUGCAGCGAGUGUGGGAAGUCCUUCAGCGUUCUGUCUACCCUCAUUCGGCACCGGAAAGUUCACAUUGGAGAAAGGCCCUAUGAGUGCAGGGAAUGUGGGAAAUUCUUCAAAUACAACCAUAGCUUCAUUCUUCACCAAAGAGUUCACACUGGAGAGAGGCCCUAUGAGUGCAGUGAAUGUGGGAAAACUUAUGUGACCCGCUCUGGGCUGUAUCAGCACUGGAAAGUCCACACUGGAGAACGUCCCUACGAGUGCAGCCUGUGUGGGAAAACCUUCACUACCAGGUCCUACCGAAAUCGGCACCAGCAGUUCCACACUGAAGAGAGGGCUUAUGAAUGUACAGAAUGUGGGAAAGCCUUUAAACAUAGUUCUACCCUCCUUCAGCACAAGAAAGUCCACACUGGAGAAAGGCCAUAGGAGGACGGGGAUGUGGGAAAACCUUUAGACAUGGCUGGCACCUUGUUCAACAUGAAAGGUCUCACUCCAGAAAGGAGAUUGAGGAGAGUAGCCAUUUGAAAGCUAAACAUGUCACACCCCAGCACCCACACUGGGCUGGUGCCAGGUACAUGGGAAGCGUUCAGGAGCUGUGUUGCACUCUCACCUGCCCAGGCUGUUGGCAGUGUUGAGUCACUGCCAGUUUCUGUGACAGAAGCCAUCCCACUUCUACCACCUGGCAGGUCCCCGUGGUGUGCAUCAGUCACUGUGUGUGCUCAGGGAAGCUGACCUCUGUGUUCCCCACUUGAUAAAGGAGAGAAUCAUGAGUGGUGGAGCCCAUAAUGGGUCUUAUUCUCUCCCCCUCCAACUGGUUUAGGUGUGGACAUGACCUAGUUCUGGCCAAGAGUAGCUGAGCAGUGUCUGCUGGGGCCUUCCAGGGAAGGUUAACCAUUUUCAUGGACACUGUUGACACUACAUUGGGUCCCUGUCGUGCAUUUAUCCAACCCUGGAACUGGCUCACACUGCUCUGGAAUGUCUGGUAAUCUUUAGGCCUUUUUGUUUAAACCACCCUUAAUCUUUGGGAUCUGUGUGGAAGGAUUGAGAACAAAAUUGGGCUCAUGGAUAGAGGGAACGGUUUCUGUGGGGGUCCCUGACUUUUGUCUGCCUCAGUGGGGCCAGCAGGAUGGCAGAGGACAGCUCCAGUCAAGGUUGGCCUAACUUGCACUGGUGCCUGAGACCUCCAGGGAAAGAUUGAAGGGCUUUGUGGAUACAUCUUCAGCCUGGAUGUCAGGUUUACUUGAGGAUCCAGAGCUCACCUGAAGAAUGGGGUGGUUGGUAUAAGAUCCCCGGGUGACUAGGGACAAGCACCUGGGUUCCUUGUUCCCAGGGAAUGUUCUGCAAUCUCCAGCAUUGGUCAGAAGAAGUUGUUUCCAGAAUCAGCUCAGAAGACAUGCCCCCUGAAAUCGAGAAUGUGGAGGUAAGUUCUAGACUGGCCGUAAGUGCUACAGGGGCCUGUUGGAAAGAGUAAGUGGACACAGAAGCACUGAGUGAGGUCAUGUGGAGUGGGGAAUCUGGUAAACGAGAGGGUUUGAGCUGGUUCUAAAGAGGCACCCACAAAUGUUCCAGGAACCAUGGUUUCACAGGGUGUGGCAUGCAGAAUUUCUCAGGAAUUGCAAACCUGUUCCCUGUGUCUAAGGUCACUGUCAGCAAAUAAUCUACAGGUUUCCUGGAUUCUCAGAGCCUUUCCGGGCAUGUUCACCUCAUGGCCAUCACCCUGGGACUGAAAGAAGAUCCUGUAGUCCUAGGAUGUGGCUUUUGUGACCCAGCUAGUGUUCCUGAUGUCUCUGCACACCAUGGCUUUGGCUGUUUUUGCUGCCGCUCUCCCAGGGCUCCAGGGAAAGAAGUGGUUGAAUCAACAUAUGGAUCCAGAUCUAUGUUUAAAAUUUUGGAAACUGUUCUUUCAAAAGGUAAA
Messenger RNA from Globicephala melas (long-finned pilot whale), 2947 nucleotides. Its product is annotated as zinc finger protein 584. The record is from RefSeq and is a predicted model, not a curated record. Gene Ontology annotation, biological process: negative regulation of transcription by RNA polymerase II. Gene Ontology annotation, molecular function: RNA polymerase II cis-regulatory region sequence-specific DNA binding; DNA-binding transcription repressor activity, RNA polymerase II-specific. Lineage: Eukaryota; Metazoa; Chordata; Mammalia; Artiodactyla; Delphinidae.